AUAUAAAAAUCCUUCGGGCAGGACAACAAUUUGCGUGGCAAGUCCGCCCUUGGCUAGCUUUCACACUCCCAUAUAGACGGUGGUAAGUCCGUUACUAGAAUGGAGCAGCUGACCGGUGAGCAGGAGGAGCUGUGCCUGGAGCUCACCCUCCGCCCCAUGGUGCCGGAGCCCCGCGUCGGCUUCUUCCUCUGCGUGUACUGCGACCGCCAGUUCGUCACCUCGCAGGCGCUAGGCGGCCACCAGAACGCGCAUAAGCAUGAGCGCAGCGUGGCCAAGCGCCGCCGGCAGGCCGCUGCCGCUCGGGAGGGUGCGCCUGCUGAGGCGCCGGACGAGAGGCUGCCCUGGUACGGCGGCGGUAUCCUGUGUCCGGCCGGGAAGGCUGGUGCUGCUGUCAAGGCGCACAAGCACGGCAUCAGCUGGUCGGAGCACGGCGGCACCGUGGUCGACGUCGACUUGUCUCUUCGUCUAUGAUAGGUCUGCUAACUGGUCGCGCAUCUGCUAGCUCUUUCGGUAUUAUACUUUUGUAACAAUGCGGAUGCCCAGUCGAUCGAUGGCUAGGGACUAUAUAGCUUCCGGCUUAUAACUGCAAGGCUGCAACAGCCACUUGGAGAAAUUGUGGUGUCCUCGGAAAUUACAUCGUGACAACAUUACUAUGUACUACCUCCGUUUCAAAAUAGUUGAAGUUCUAUGUUUAUCCUCAGUCAAACUUGUUUAAGUUCGACCAAGUCUGUGGAAAAUUAUAGUAUUAACAUCUACAACACCAAAUUAGUCUCCAUAGAUUCUUUACGAAAUAUAUUUUCAUACUAUGUAUAUUUGGUGUUGUAGAUCUUAGCACAUUUGUUUCCAUAGUUGGUCAAACUUAAGCAAAUUUGACUUCGGACAAACCUCAAACUUUAAUUAUUUUAGAACGGAGGGUGUAUCUUCUAAAGUUGUAAUUAAGAUACAGAGACAGAAUGUAAGACAUGCACAUAUUGAUGA
Molecule: messenger RNA, 978 nt
Organism: Triticum aestivum (bread wheat)
Lineage: Eukaryota; Viridiplantae; Streptophyta; Magnoliopsida; Poales; Poaceae
Product: zinc finger protein 2-like
Exons: 2
Coding region: 100-471 (123 amino acids)
Molecular function (GO): DNA-binding transcription factor activity
Source: RefSeq, a predicted model, not a curated record